AUGGGUGAAAAAAACAGACAAAUAGGACACUACUCUAGCUCUCAAAAGAUAUUGUUGGUUGGUGAGGGAGACUUCUCAUUUUCUGCUUGUUUGGCUCGAGCUUUUUGCUCUGCCGCUAACAUGGUGGCUACCACUCUUGAAUCUGAAGAUACUCUACGGACGGAACAUUGGAGCAGUGAGGCACAUUUGGAAGAGUUGGAGAGAAGAGGAUGCUUGGUGUUAUAUGAAGUUGAUGUGUAUGAAAUGCACCAGCAUCCCACCCUUAUGUGCAUGAAGUUUGAUAUUAUCAUCUUCAACUUUCCUCAUGCAGGCCAUUACUCUUGGCUAUGCGAAAGAGAUGAUGAGCUCAUACAAAUGCACAGGGAUUUGUUGAAAGCAUUCUUCAAAAGUGCCCGUGGGAUGCUCAGCCAAGGUGGGGAAGUUCAUGUUUCACACAGGGAUGACUACCCCUACGAUCAAUGGAAGUUGAAGGAGCUUGCAGAGAAGGCCGGCCUGGUUCUGAAAGAGAAAGUGUGGUUCGAAAAGUCGAACUACCCUGGCUACCACAACAAGAGAGGAGGAGGCAUCCAGAGCAACAAAAAAUUUCCUCUCAAUGAAUGCUACACCUUCAAAUUUUCUCUGAAACAUGAAACUUCUCAUGAAUUAAAGCCUGCUUGCAACCAAACAACUAGCACUCUAAGUGAUGAUAUAUCAGAUGCUUUAAAUAGUAUGAAUUUGAAGUAAAAGGCAGCAUGAAGUAUGUAAGCAUUUGAAGUAAAAAGGCAUAUAUUGUAUCCUUUCAUGUUAUAGUUGGUUAUUUAAAUGCAUUUUGCUAAAUAUCAUCGCCGAUCCACAUGUACGUGGAUGACUGUGAACUAUUGAUUAGCGUGAGAUCCAGCACCGACGGUAGUGAAGCCCGGGUUUCUAAUAGAUUCUGGUGCUUAAAACUAUUUGAAAAUGUAAUUUUAAAGAGUUGCCCUUGCUUGGACGGUGGUUUGUGUUGUCUAGUUUUCAUAAAGGUGAUAUUAUA
This is a messenger RNA of Prunus persica (peach), 1009 nucleotides long. RefSeq lists its product as uncharacterized. Gene Ontology annotation, biological process: rRNA base methylation. Lineage: Eukaryota; Viridiplantae; Streptophyta; Magnoliopsida; Rosales; Rosaceae. Gene Ontology annotation, cellular component: cytoplasm. Gene Ontology annotation, molecular function: rRNA (uridine-N3-)-methyltransferase activity. The transcript is spliced from 3 exons. The record is from RefSeq and is a predicted model, not a curated record. Bases 1 to 723 code for a protein of 240 amino acids.